This is a messenger RNA of Penicillium pulvis, 198 nucleotides long. RefSeq lists its product as uncharacterized. The record is from RefSeq and is a predicted model, not a curated record. The annotation marks the transcript as partial. NCBI's taxonomy places the organism in Eukaryota, Fungi, Ascomycota, Eurotiomycetes, Eurotiales, Aspergillaceae. The transcript has 2 exons.
AGUGAUGAGCGAAUGAGCCCGUCCGUCUUUAAUCAGCCGACCGGCGCUAGUCCGGAUUCUCGUCUUUCCACCUCAAACCACAAGAACAACUUCAGUCCUUCGCCCAACCCACACCACCCCUCCACUCACUUCCCCAGUCGAGUCUCCCGCGGUCCCAGACUCACCCGACCCCGGUAUAUCACUUCCAAUACCCAUUGA